UUAUUUUCGCACGGAGGUUUUAGAUUUUGCUUAUGUUGGGUUUGGUUUACUGAGAACCUGUAAAUGGCUAAUUCAGUGCCGGAAUUAGGUCAAAUUCCCGGCGGAGAUUCCCAGAUUUUCCCUCUCGACGCCGAGACCAUCAAGCAGCGAGUCGACGAGGUUUUACAUUGGGUUGAUUCGCUUGAGGAUAAACUGAAACAAGUAGAGGACUUUUACUCGAGCAUUGCCGUCGCAAACUCUGGCUCUAGACAUGUUGUUGGGGUUAGGAAGGUUCAACAAGAGGCUGCGCGUAGGGAAGCUUUUGCUGCAAAAAGAAUGCAUGACCUCAUGCGUCAAUUCGGAACAAUCUUCCGUCAGAUAACUCAGCAUAAGAAUGCAUGGCCAUUUAUGCAUCCUGUUGAUGUAGAAGGUCUUGGUUUGGAUGACUACUAUGAGGUUAUUGACAAGCCUAUGGACUUCAGCACGAUAAAGAAUCAAAUGGAGGCUAAGGAUGGUACCGGGUACAAACAUGUUAUGCAAAUAUAUACCGAUAUGCGGCUAGUGUUUGAGAACGCAAUGAAGUAUAAUGAAGAAUCAAGUGAAGUUUACACUAUGGCGAACAUAUUACUGGGAAAGUUUGAGGAGAAAUGGGCACACUUUCUUCCAAAGGUUCAAGAAGAGGAGAAAAUACGGGAGGAAGAGGAGAAGCAGGCAGCAAUGGAGGCGCUAUUAGCAAAAGAAGCAUCUCAUACCAAAACAACUAGAGAACUGAACAAUGAGAUUUGCAAUGUUAAUUGCGAGCUGGAGAAGCUGAGGCAUAUAGUUGUGGAAAGAUGCAGGAAAAUUACAACUGAGGAGAAGCGUAAGAUUGGGUUGGCAUUCUUAAAACUGUCUCCAGAUGAACUACAGAAGGUGUUGGGAAUAGUUGCUCAGGCUGACCCGAGCUUCCAACAUAGAGCAGAGGAAGUGAGCAUUGAGAUGGACGCACUGGACGAACCAACACUGUGGAGGCUAAAGUUUUUUGUGAAGGAUGCGUUGGAGAAUACAAUGAAGAAGAAGAAGAAGGAAGAGACAACAAAGGCUGAAGAUUGGAGAGGGACACAAAACAAAGAGGUUUCCAACAAACGAAAUGCGACUAACAAGUUAGCAGAGAGAAGUACGAAGCGGACACGCGUGUGAUCCACACGAUUGCUUUUGAAGACACAAAAACCUUGAACAGGAAAAAAUCUUCUCUUUGUAUAAAUGUUUUCUAGUCCGUUGUGUAUAUAUCAUCCUCAGACACCAAACUAGCUUCUGAUUCUACCAACAUUGAAAAAAAAUGCAAUCUUUAUAAAGCUUUUGCUUUUGUUA
This is a messenger RNA of Eutrema salsugineum, 1329 nucleotides long. Its product is annotated as transcription factor GTE6. Gene Ontology annotation, molecular function: protein binding. The coding region runs from base 64 to 1158 and encodes 364 amino acids. NCBI's taxonomy places the organism in Eukaryota, Viridiplantae, Streptophyta, Magnoliopsida, Brassicales, Brassicaceae. The transcript has 8 exons. The record is from RefSeq and is a predicted model, not a curated record.